This is a messenger RNA of Loa loa (African eye worm), 180 nucleotides long. RefSeq lists its product as hypothetical. The record is from RefSeq and is a predicted model, not a curated record. Gene Ontology annotation, biological process: trehalose catabolic process. The transcript has 2 exons. Gene Ontology annotation, molecular function: alpha,alpha-trehalase activity. NCBI's taxonomy places the organism in Eukaryota, Metazoa, Nematoda, Chromadorea, Rhabditida, Onchocercidae. The coding region runs from base 1 to 180 and encodes 59 amino acids.
AUGUCUUCGGUACUGGAUUGUUCAAAGUUUUCGCCCCCAAUCAUUAAAAUCGAGGAUCCGAGACGGAAUUCCUUGAUAGAAGUACCUCAUCCAUUCAUUAUACCAGGAGGUCGAUUCAGAGAAUUUUACUAUUGGGAUGCAUAUUGGAUUGCAAAAGGUUUGAUUGCGAGUGACCUUUAA